AUUACCAAAAAGACAGUGGAGACUGCCAAUGACGUGACAGACGCCAACCCAAUCUAUACAUACACUAUACGUACAUAAAUCCAACAAUAUACAACAAUUCCUCCAAUUCACGAGCUCCACACCCUCAACCUAGCUAAAGCCCUUCUCUUUCAGCCUCCUCAAAGGAUGUCGACUCCAUCUAGGAAGAGACUUAUGAGGGAUUUCAAGAGGUUGCAGCAGGAUCCUCCUGCAGGUAUUAGCGGUGCCCCUCAAGACAACAAUAUUAUGUUUUGGAAUGCUGUUAUAUUUGGUCCUGAUGAUACACCUUGGGAUGGAGGUACGUUCAAGUUAACACUUCAAUUCACUGAAGAUUACCCAAACAAGCCUCCAAUAGUGCGAUUUGUUUCACGGAUGUUCCAUCCCAAUAUUUAUGCAGACGGAAGUAUAUGUUUGGAUAUUCUUCAAAAUCAGUGGAGUCCAAUAUAUGAUGUUGCGGCUAUUCUUACUUCUAUCCAGUCUCUGUUAUGUGAUCCGAACCCUAACUCCCCUGCAAAUUCUGAAGCUGCCCGGAUGUUCAGUGAGAACAAGCGAGAAUAUAACCGCAGGGUUAGGGAAAUUGUGGAGCAGAGCUGGACGGCUGAUUGACCCUUGAUGCGCGGCGACUGUGAUUGGAUCCAUGCAAUAGUUUGAAAACCUACUUAUAAGUAAAAUGUACCACUUGAGCAAACUUUUCAAUUGGGACACAGUUUUCAAGUCCGGUCAUGUAUAAGUCGUUGAGUUGUGUCUUGUCAUGCAUAUUAGAAUGUUAUGUAUUGAUUUUCCUUGGAAUUGGAAUGGACUUGCUCUCGGAAUCUAUGUUACUUAGCAACGUGCUUUAUUACUAUCAUUUCUCUA
This is a messenger RNA of Olea europaea var. sylvestris, 873 nucleotides long. RefSeq names its product ubiquitin-conjugating enzyme E2 2-like. The record is from RefSeq and is a predicted model, not a curated record. The transcript is spliced from 6 exons. Gene Ontology annotation, molecular function: ubiquitin conjugating enzyme activity. Gene Ontology annotation, biological process: proteasome-mediated ubiquitin-dependent protein catabolic process; protein polyubiquitination; DNA repair. Bases 166 to 624 code for a protein of 152 amino acids. NCBI's taxonomy places the organism in Eukaryota, Viridiplantae, Streptophyta, Magnoliopsida, Lamiales, Oleaceae.